Molecule: messenger RNA, 1718 nt
Organism: Acanthopagrus latus (yellowfin seabream)
Lineage: Eukaryota; Metazoa; Chordata; Actinopteri; Spariformes; Sparidae
Product: ceramide synthase 5-like
Exons: 10
Coding region: 37-1194 (385 amino acids)
Biological process (GO): ceramide biosynthetic process
Cellular component (GO): membrane
Molecular function (GO): DNA binding; sphingosine N-acyltransferase activity
Source: RefSeq, a predicted model, not a curated record
UUGCCCGCUUUGGGUUUUUUUUUUUCCUGGUCCCAGAUGACUUCCUACAUCUCAGCCUGGAUUUGGAGUGAGAGGUUUUGGUUCCCCGAAAAUGUUACAUGGGCGGACCUGGAGCGUCCGCCACCUGGUGUGGAGUAUCCCCGGCUGGGACACUUAAUGUACGCAUUUCCCCUGGCUGUUGGGGUUUUUCUACUACGGCUGCUUUUUGAAAGGCUAGUGGCCAAGCCCUGUGCCCACAUACUUCAGAUUCAAGCGGGAGUGCCUCGCCGAGCUCAGCCCAAUGAUGUCCUAGAGAGGGUGUAUCAAUCCAAAAUGAGUCCAGACACGAGACAACUGGAUGGACUCUCCAAGCAGCUGGACUGGGAUGUGCGGAAACUACAGAGAUGGUUUCGCAUCCGCCGGAACCAAGAUAGACCCAGUACGCAGAUAAAGUUCUGUGAGAGCAUGUGGCGAUUUACAUUUUACUCUGGGAUUUUCAUUUAUGCCAUGCAGCAUUUGUGGGUGUCGCCUUGGAUGUGGGAUGUCAGAAAGUGUUGGCACAACUAUCCUUUUCAGGCUAUUAGCUCCGGACAGUACAACUACUAUGUAGCUGAACUGGCUUUCUAUUGGUCUCUGAUGUUUUCCCAGUUCAUAGACAUUAAACGUAAGGAUUUCGUGAUCAUGCUUGUCCACCACCUGGCCACCAUAAUGCUCAUCACGUUCUCCUAUACCAACAACAUGAUAAGAGCCGGCACUUUGGUCAUGGUUGUGCACGAUGCAUCCGACAUCUUCCUUGAGGCUGCCAAGUUGGCCAACUAUGCCAAGUACCAGAGGCUCUGCGAUGGCCUGUUUGUGGUGUUCAGCAUAAGCUUUUUCAUCUCUCGACUUGUCAUAUAUCCUUUCUGGAUUGUUUACACUGUCCUAAUUGACAGCUGGGAGAUCAUUGGGCCAUACCGGGCCUGGUGGUUACUCAAUGGGCUGCUAUUGGUGCUGCAGACUCUUCACAUCAUCUGGUUCUACCUCAUCGCUCGCAUUGCCAUCAAAGCCAUAUUCAAGGGAAAGGUGUCAAAAGACGACCGCAGUGACAUUGAGAGCAGCUCAGACGAGGAGAUGAACUCAAAUAACAGGAAAACUCCCAGUCAGACCCUGAAACCAAAGGAUGGCGGUCACACUGGUAACCUCAAUGGAGAAACACAUGACCACUGUGUACAAUGAGGGAAUAUUUACCACCAGUGUAUAUUUUGUUCACUACCUGUGUGUCCCAACUUGUCAAUUUGACCCGCUGAGAAGAAUUGUUUUUUUCUUCCAAUUAGAAAAAGUUAAGAUGCUAAGUUGUUCAGAUGGAGUGAUUACUUGGAUAUGGGGGAGGUCCAUAUGUGGAAUACAGACUUGACAUUGUCUGACUGUGUCAGGUUUACACUGUGUGAGGUUUACAUCUGCUUUCUGCUUACAGGAGUAGACAGAGAAAUGUGUGUGGUCUGUCUACACCUCGCUGUGUGUGUGUGUGUGUGUAUGCGCAGGUGUGUUUGCGCGUGUGUGUUCAAAGUUAGAAAAUUGCAGCAAGUGCAAAUCUACACUGCUACAGUUAAAAACUAAUUUUAUACAUGUAAAUAGACUUUAUUUGUGAACUGGUAAUAUAUUACACAGCUGUAAAACAAAUCACUGCAACUGCCUUACUGAAUAUACUGUAUAUCUCCUAUACUGCCAAAGAUUUCUUAAUAAAACAUUGUUGUAUCAAA